Molecule: messenger RNA, 2061 nt
Organism: Acaulospora morrowiae
Lineage: Eukaryota; Fungi; Glomeromycota; Glomeromycetes; Diversisporales; Acaulosporaceae
Source: the annotation of a GenBank genome assembly
AUGAAUUCUAGUCCCUCUUCACCGACCGCGAACGGUUACAUUUCUUUUGAAACCGUCAGAAACUGGAAAACCGAGCACGUUAACAUUUGGCUACAAGAAAAUAAUUUUCCAGAGUAUCAACAACUUUUCGCAGAGAAUGAUAUCAACGGCGAUGUGCUCUUAGAGCUAGACUAUAAUGAACUUAAAGAAAUGAACAUCGACUCUAUAGGCGAUCGAGUCAGGAUAUUGUCGGCGGUGAGAAAUUUGCUAAAAAUAUGUGCAGAGAGCAAUCAUCCAUAUUAUAUGUCUAUCAAUUAUUCAAAGGAAUUAUAUUCUCCUGAACUGGAUAGAUUCCCGAUGACGCUGUCACGAUCUGAUUCCAAUUCUCAAAGGGUUACUCGCAUCAACUCAAUUAAUAAAGGAAGCAACGGAAGGCCCAAGUCUCCGCAGCAUGUUAAGCAUUGUAUAAAAGUUAUUGGAGAAAAUCAAACGCGAAAUAUUACCAUAGAUGACGUUAGUGAUGCUGAAUCUAUUUUGGCUAGGGUUUUGCAAAAGUUUAAUAUCAACGAAGAUGUCGAAAGAUAUUCAUUAUUUACUACUAGCGAGACCGGAACCGCGCGAAGUUUGUCCGACGACGAAUUGGUGGAAAUCUGUAAGAGCGCGGACAGGCCCGAGCGAGAUAGAUUGAUUCUGCGGAAAAAGCAUCAACCGAUAAGUCACGAAGAGAUAAAGAAGCGAAAUCGGGAUAAGAAAUUGGCAAAUUUCUUUGGAGAAAAGCCACCAAGCACGUCGCAAGCACCACAAGUGGGGAUAUCACAGAAAAAACUACGAAACUUUUUCGGACAACGACCUCCAUCAGAAUUAAUUUCAUCAAAUUUGACCGAAUAUUUCCCUGGUCAUGUUAGCGAGGAACUGGAGCGUAGUGCAAGGAACUCUAUCAGAAGAGCUUCAAGAAUUUCGGCUGCAUCUAGAUAUUCAAAAACAAGAUCUAAACGCAUAUCUAGACUUUAUGAUGACGACGAUGGAGGUAACAGUAGGUUAAAUACUUUAUUGGCUCCUCCGACUGAUGAUUCUAAAUCGGCCAUCCUGGAAGAAGAAGCUGAGGAAACAGAUGAAUUUGAUGAAUUUGACGGAUUUGAAGAGGUGGAAGAAGAUUGGUCUCCAACCCAAGAAGACGAGAGUUCGUCUCUCAAAUGGAUAAAGGGUUCCCUUAUUGGCAUGGGUUCUUUUGGUAGCGUAUACCUCGGACUUAACGCCAUCACCGGUGAAUUGAUGGCGGUUAAACAAGUAGAGUUGCCCACGGGACAAUCUGCACAUGAAGAACGCAAGAUAUCAAUGUUGGACGCCCUGCAACGAGAAAUCUCACUAUUAAAAGACUUGCAUCACGAAAACAUUGUGCAAUACUUAGGCUCACAACAUGACGAAAAAACUCUAAACAUUUUCUUGGAAUAUGUUCCCGGUGGCUCGGUCGCUACAAUGCUCAACACUUACGGCCCAUUAGAAGAAACGUUAAUUCGAUCAUUUGUACGACAAAUUUUGCAAGGAUUAACUUACCUCCAUGAUAAAGAAAUUGUUCAUCGUGAUAUCAAGGGUGCCAAUAUUCUAGCUGCCAUGUUUCCGGUCUCGAAGCUUACCGAAUUUCAUUUUCAAAACUUACACAAAGUCGACAACAAGGGUGGAAUAAAGAUAUCUGAUUUUGGUAUCUCGAAAAGGGUGGAAGACCAAUUUAGGGCAGCGCAGAGGCCAUCUUUGCAAGGCUCCGUGUUUUGGAUGGCUCCCGAAGUAGUAAAACAGACAGCCUACACAUACAAAGCCGAUAUAUGGAGUUUGGGAUGUUUAAUAGUUGAAAUGUAUACCGGUGAACAUCCGUUCCCAGAGUUCAAUCAGAUGCAGGCAAUGUUUAAGAUUGGAACACAAUCUUGUUCGCCUGAAAUUCCCGAUGGCGUUUCUAAUGAGGCAAAAGACUUCUUAAAGAAAACCUUUGAAUUAAAUCACGACGAUCGACCCACAGCCAAAGUGCUUUCGGCGCAUCCAUUUGCCUCAUCAACUUCAGUUAAAUCUAGCUCGGUCUCAUCACCAUGA